Messenger RNA from Durio zibethinus, 2004 nucleotides. The record is from RefSeq and is a predicted model, not a curated record. NCBI's taxonomy places the organism in Eukaryota, Viridiplantae, Streptophyta, Magnoliopsida, Malvales, Malvaceae.
UAACCGGCCAAGACAAAACAAAAUGUUACCUAAAAUAUUCGUAGUAAUGGUUGACGUGGGUUAGGCAACGAGAAAUAAAGACAAAGCAGAAACAAAGUGACAAGAAAAAUCCAAAGGUCUGCAGCUCUGUCUUGCCUUUGUCUCUCUCCCUACUCGAACAGCUAAACUAGUUGAACGUUUCACUCCAAGCCAAAUCCGAACAAAAGCACACGCACAAACAAGAACAGUCCCAACUUCCAAUCGGCUUUUUGCUUCAUGAAACAAGUUGCCAAUAAACAAACUGAAAAAACACAGGAAACCCUUUGUUCACGUGCUCAUCGAAUCACACUAUAUAAUUCAUCAAACCAAUUAUUGUUGCUACUGUUACCUUGGAUUUUGCAAAGGUUUGUUCUGAGAGCAAUGCCACUAAUAAGGCCAAGUAAUACGAGGAAGAAAUGGUACAAGACAGGAGUAGUGGAUGGAGAGGAGGCGAGAAGGAGAAGAAAGGACAAUUUGGUAGAGAUAAGAAAGAAAAAGAGACAAGAAAGUCUCCUCAAGAAACGGAGAGAAGGGUUUUUUCUUCACAAUCAGAACUUGUAUCAGCAGCAGUUCAGUCAUGAGGUCUCCAAAGCAAAUUUGGAAUGUCUUCCGUUGAUGAUAAAAGGAGUACUAUCUGAUAAUCCAGCGUUGCAAUUGGAAGCCACAACUCUAUUUCGAAAGCUAUUAUCAAAUGAGCGCUGCUCCCCCAUCGAGCAGGUAAUCGAAGCAGGCAUUGUUCCUCGAUUUGUGGAGUUUCUUGACAAUCAUGAUCAGCAUCAAUUACAGUUUGAGGCAGCAUGGGCAUUGACUAAUAUUGCAUCUGGUACAUCUGAGCACACGCAUGUUGUUAUUGAACAUGGUGCUGUACCCAAAUUUGUACAACUUCUUCGCUCUUCAAUUGCUGAUAUUCGAGAGCAGGCUGUUUGGGCAUUGGGUAAUAUUGCUGGUGAUUCACCAAAGUCUAGAGAUAUUGUUCUUAGUCACGGUGGACUGAUUCCAUUACUGGCACAAUUGAAUGAACAUUCUGAAUUAUCUCUGCUAAGGAAUGCCACUUGGGCUUUAUUAAACUUCUGCAGAGGCAAGCCGCCAGCGCCCUUUGGUCAGGUUAAGCCUGCCUUGCAAGCCUUGAAGCACCUGAUCCAAUUGACUGACGAAGAAAUUCUGACCGAUGCUUGCUGGGCCUUAUCUUAUCUUUCCAAUGGUACAAAUGAUGAGAUUCAGGCUGUGAUCGAAGCAGGCAUUUGUCCACGACUUGCGGAGCUUCUUCAUCAUCCCUCACAAACUGUGCUUGUCCCUGCACUCCGGACUAUAGGGAACAUUGUUACCGGUGAUGAUUCUCAGACUCAGGUUGCAAUAGACAGCCAAAGUCUCCCCUGCCUGUACAAAUUUCUCGCCCAGAACUACAAAAAGAGUAUCAAGAAAGAGGCCUGUUGGACAAUUUCAAAUAUCACUGCUGGAAAUAGAAGUCAAAUACAGGCUGUUAUUGAAGCAAACAUAUUUAGUCCUCUUGUUCACCUGCUUCAACAUGCCGAAUUUGAAAUCAAGAAAGAGGCUGCAUGGGCUAUUUCCAAUGCUACCUCCAUAGGGUCCCAAGAGCAGAUUCAAUAUGUUUUAUACUUGGUGAAACAAGGUUGUAUCAAGCCACUAUGUGAUCUACUAGUCUGCCCUGAUCCGAGGAUUGUGACAGUGUGCCUUGAGGGUCUAGAUAAUAUUCUAAAGAUCGGUGAGGCAGAUAAAGAAUCAGGCAAGAGUGUGGUAAAUAUCUAUACUGAAAUUAUUGAAGAAUGUGAUUGUUUGAACAAAAUUGAGAACCUGCAGAGCCAUGACAACAAUGAGAUCUACGAGAAGGCAGUGAAGAUUUUAGAGAGGUAUUGGUUAGAGGAAGAAGAAGAAGAUCACUCUGGUGGCAACUCACUUUUUUCUUUUGGAGUUAACCCUCCCAUUGGAGGUUUCAAAUUUUGUUGAAAAGUAAACUUAUAAGUUCCG